Molecule: messenger RNA, 1153 nt
Organism: Ochlerotatus camptorhynchus
Lineage: Eukaryota; Metazoa; Arthropoda; Insecta; Diptera; Culicidae
Gene: Tpi
Product: triose phosphate isomerase
Exons: 3
Coding region: 144-887 (247 amino acids)
Biological process (GO): glycolytic process; gluconeogenesis; glycerol catabolic process
Cellular component (GO): cytosol
Molecular function (GO): triose-phosphate isomerase activity
Source: RefSeq, a predicted model, not a curated record
GUGAGACGAGAGCGAAACGAUGUUUUGCACAAAGGUCAUCUGGAGGUUGAAUUUCUCCACAAAAGUGCAAACCAUAGCGCCGGUAGGAAGCAGAAUCACUUUCAUCUUUCUCGCAGUCAGUCUAGUCAAUCAACUCGAACAAAAUGGGUCGCAAGUUCUGUGUCGGUGGCAACUGGAAGCUGAACGGUGACAAGGCCAGCAUCACCGAUCUCUGCAAAGUCCUGACCACCGGUCCUCUGAAUGCUGACACCGAGGUCGUCGUCGGAUGCCCGGCCCCAUAUCUGACCCUGGCCCGCUCCCUGCUGCCGGACAGCGUUGACGUUGCCGCCCAGAACUGCUACAAGGUUGCGAAGGGUGCCUUCACCGGUGAAAUUUCGCCGGCUAUGCUGAAGGAUCUGAACAUUGGUUGGGUCAUUCUGGGUCACUCGGAGCGUCGUGCCAUUUUCGGUGAGUCGGACGAACUGAUCGCCGACAAGGUCGUGCAUGCCCUGGCCGAAGGCCUUAAGGUCAUCGCUUGCAUUGGUGAGACGCUGCAGGAGCGUGAAGCCGGCCAAACCGAGGCCGUUUGCUUCCGCCAGACCAAGGCCAUCGCCGACAAGGUCAAGGACUGGAGCAAGGUUGUGAUCGCCUACGAACCGGUUUGGGCUAUCGGUACCGGUAAGACUGCCACCCCGGAGCAGGCCCAGGAGGUGCACGCCGCUCUGAGGAAGUGGUUCACCGACAAUGUGUCCGCCGAUGUUGCCGCAGCGAUCCGCAUCCAGUACGGAGGAUCGGUUACUGCUGCCAACUGCCGUGAGCUGGCCGCCAAGCCCGAUAUCGACGGUUUCCUGGUCGGCGGUGCUUCGCUGAAGCCGGAGUUCAUUCAGAUCGUCAAUGCUAGACAGUAAAUAGGAGCGCUGCCGGUUCGUUUUCAGAAGAUGUACGUAAAGCUACUCAAGUGGGGGUCAAGACGGCACCACUCGUAGCUUAUCACCUUUCCUCUCACUCUCUCGGGGCAUUUCGGAAGAGCAGCAUUCGAGCCUCAAAACGAAUAUGAGUAAUGAUUAUUUUAAAGUAUAGAGAAUUACUGUGUAAGUCCAAAAACAAGAAGAUGCAAAACAUGUUCACUGCUAGGAGGCAAAACAAAUAUAAAUAGAUUGUUCAGUAGGAAAGC